AUGGAGAACAAUCUGACAACUGUAGUAGAUUUUAUUCUGCUAGGUUUCUCCCAAAAUCAUAAAGUGCAGACAUUUCUCUUUCUCCUUUUCCUUGCCAUUUAUACCACAACUUGGCUUGGAAAUCUCACCAUUAUAAUCACAGUGUUUUUCACACCUGUUCUGCAUACACCAAUGUAUUUUCUGCUUGCUAACUUGGCUGUUGUAGACAUCAGUGAAUCAUCUGUCACAUCACUCAAAAUGCUGUGGGAUCUCUUCUCUCAUACUCACACCAUUUCUUAUAAUUGGUGCAUUGCACAGAUUUUUUUCAUUCAUUUAACAGGGGGCACAGUGGUCUUCUUACUAAUUACAAUGGCUGUUGAUAGAUAUAUUGCUAUUUACAAGCCUCUGCAAUAUUUAAUUAUCAUGAAGAAAGAAAUUUGCAUAGGAUUGGUAGCAGGAGCAUGGUUAGGUGGCUUUGCUCACUCCAUUAUCCAGGUUGGAAUUCUCCUUCAGCUGCCUUUCUGCAAAUCCAACGUUUUGGACAAUUUCUACUGUGACAUUCCUCAACUUAUCAAGCUGGCAUGUGCUGAUACAUACACAACUGAGCUUCUGAUGGUUUGUAAUAGUGGACUUCUCCUCACAUUAAUUUUCUUCAUUUUGCUUAUGUCAUAUACGGCCAUCUUAGUAAAGAUUAGGAGGCAUAUAACAGAAGGAAAACACAAGGCCCUUUCCACCUGUGCUUCCCAGAUCAUAGUUAUAAGUUUGAAUUUUGUUCCAGGGAUGUUCAUUUAUGAUCGCCCUUUCAAGGUAUUUCCAGCAGACAAGGUUGUUUCGGUCCUCUAUACUCUUUUGACCCCAAUGCUGAAUUCCAUGAUCUUCACUCUUCGGAAUAAAGAGAUAAAAAUCACCAUAAAGAAGCUCAUGAAAAAAUUCUAUCUGUCUGAAAAAACAGAAGUGCCAUGUUCUACAUGA
Thamnophis sirtalis is the source of this 951-nucleotide messenger RNA. RefSeq names its product olfactory receptor 4D1-like. The record is from RefSeq and is a predicted model, not a curated record. Gene Ontology annotation, cellular component: membrane. Gene Ontology annotation, biological process: G protein-coupled receptor signaling pathway. NCBI's taxonomy places the organism in Eukaryota, Metazoa, Chordata, Lepidosauria, Squamata, Natricidae. Gene Ontology annotation, molecular function: olfactory receptor activity; G protein-coupled receptor activity.